This is a messenger RNA of Hibiscus syriacus, 1907 nucleotides long. RefSeq lists its product as uncharacterized. The transcript is spliced from 5 exons. Gene Ontology annotation, molecular function: calcium ion binding; A2-type glycerophospholipase activity. Bases 1 to 1614 code for a protein of 537 amino acids. The record is from RefSeq and is a predicted model, not a curated record. Gene Ontology annotation, biological process: pollen germination; arachidonate secretion; pollen development. NCBI's taxonomy places the organism in Eukaryota, Viridiplantae, Streptophyta, Magnoliopsida, Malvales, Malvaceae.
AUGAAGAAUCAAAAGCUUUUGGUUUUAGCCGAAAACUGGAAUGAAUUAGCUAAAAUUUUGCCCAGUCCAAUUAAGGAAUUAGAUAUCUCCACGAGUGCCGUCUCCGUUACCCUGUCCGUGGGAACAAAAUUUGGGAGGGGUGCUCCUGUAAUUUCAACAUUUCCUUCCGCGGGUUCGCCAGGUUCAGUAGAAAAAGUGAAAAAAACUGUUGGGCAACUCGAUCCAGAAGAAACUCUCCAGGAAGAUAAGGUAACCAGGCGAAUAUCGGAUAACGAAUCGGUAAUUGAAAUGCUGCCCUGUGCCCUUUUUCCGGCUCGGACACGUUUGGUAGCAACUUUUUCCAUCUUCUUCUUCAUCGUCUUCGUCAACUCCACUACCAAUGAUUCCCAGGUAAAAUGUAACAGAACCUGCGUAGCCGAAAACUGUGAUUCCGUUGGGAUCCGAUACGGGAAAUAUUGUUGGGUGGGAUGGUCUGGUUGUUCAGGAGAAAAACCGUGCGACUAUCUGGAUGCUUGUUGCAAGAUCCACGACGAGUGCUUCGAGAAAAAAGGUAUGAUUAACAUAAAUUGCCACGAGAAGUUCAAGAGUUGCAUAAAGAAAGUGCAAAAAUCUGGCAAGGUUGGAUUUUCUUGGAAUUGUCCCAUUCAGAUGGCUGUGCCUACCAUGAUGCAAGGUAUGGAUAUGGUCAUCCUAUUUAGCCGAUUAGGCAGCGCCCGGUAUGAUGAACAAACUGACAGGCAUGAACAGAAAAACCAGGAAGGAGAGGCUGAAAAUGUUUAUAGUAACACUGCAAGGAGCGGUGAUAAAUACUCUCAUAGUUCCUUUAAGUCAACUGCAGCUUCCUUCAAUGAAGAAGCAUCAGUGAAUAAUGAAAUUGCAGAUGCUUGUUCUCAAAUAAACAUGUCCGAUGGCAGGCAGAUGGAGCAUUUUGCUGUACCAAGUAUGAAUAGAAACUCAGGCAAAAAUAGGAUGCAAUUUGUGAAUGAAUUGCAUGAUAUUAAGAAUCCUCAGAAUCUUGAUCAUCAUGAAAUCAGGGUCAGAGAACAAUCAAGUUAUUCCCCUUCUCAUUGUCAAUCAAACACUUUUACUGAUGAUCAUAAUGUUGUCUCUAAUUUGAAUUGGCAGAAAUCAGAAAAUGAUAAGAGAGAGUCAGGUGAAAGGAGGAUGCAAUUUGAGAAUGAACUCAGUGAUACAAAGAAUUCUUAUGAUGAUCAUGAUGUUAUAUCAAAUUUAAACCAUCAGAAGUCUGGAAAUGGUUCUGGUGAGGAUUUAUUUAUUCUCAAUGAUGAAGGAAGCCAUCCAAGAAGCACAAAAGAAACAACAGAUUCUUUUGACAAUGCCCCGGCAGUUUUUGAUGAUUAUGGAUCUGAUAAUUAUGAAGAUAAUUUUAGUUUGGAGGAAGAACAUAAAGUACAUGAAUACAACAUGAACUUUCCUUCUUCAGGUCCAAAAGAUCAUCUACUCAUCCAGUUACAACUACAAAUUCUUGGGUCAUUGAGCAGAAGAUCAGUUCACCUGAAAAGUCUAUUUCAAAAUUACAUAUUUUCUCAGAGGAUAGGCCUACAACUGCUUUCUUUGAAAGUUCAACUAGCUCUGCAAUUCUUUCUAAUGUGAAUGACUUGCCUGCAACUUUUGAUGAUUAUGGCCCUAGUUCGGAAAGUGAAGAAGAUGUAGACAAUCUAAGCAUGUCAAGAGUAGCAAUCCUAGUACUGAUAGUGGUAAACAGAACAUGGAUUCCUACAAUGCUGAAAGCAGUAGUUUCAAUCCACGGUUGGCUGAAGGCAUUGAAGAUACUGAACAUUCUAAUGAGUCUAGUCUGGAAGAAAGUAAGGAAUUGAAAUUUGGAAACUUGACAGGUGGGCUUCGAAAUAAGGGUUAUAGGUAUCCACCAUAUUCAAAAAUUCCAC